AUGCGUCAUAGAGGACAAUCUCGCUCUUCUCUUUCAAUUGCUCAGCAGAGAUUCAUGUCGCAGUCAAUGGCUGCCAUAAGUCUCGAGCAGGCAAUGAUUUAUUAUGUCGGUGUUGAUGUUGGUACUGGUUCUGCAAGAGCUUGUAUCAUCGAUAACACAGGUAAUAUCUUAUCAUUGGCUGAAAAACCUAUCCAGAGAGAGGAAUUGAAGCCCAACUACAUUACACAAUCUUCCCAGGAAAUAUGGCAAUCGAUUUGUCACUGUGUUAAGUCUGUGGUGAGGGAUUCGGGAGUUCCUGUGGAGAGAAUUCAUGGUAUUGGGUUUGAUGCUACCUGUUCUCUUGUGGUAGUUGAUGACGAGGACAAGGAAGUCGGCGUAGGUCCUGUUUUUGCCAAUAACGACCAGAACAUUGUAUUAUGGAUGGACCACCGUGCUAUCGCGGAGACUAAUGAAAUUAAUGCUACUAAUGAUAAAUGUUUGAAAUACGUGGGUGGCCAGAUGUCUGUGGAGAUGGAAAUCCCAAAGAUUAAGUGGUUGAAGAACAAUUUACCAAAAGAACAAUUUGACAAAUGCAAAUUUUUUGACUUAGCAGAUUAUCUGACUUUUAAGGCUACAAAUAAAGACACUCGUUCAUUCUGUUCGACUGUGUGUAAGCAAGGUUUGAUACCUAUUGGUGUUGAGGGGUCUAAGGAAGGCUGGUCGAAGGACUUCUUGAAUACCAUUAACCUUCCUGAAUUAGUUGAAAACGUAUUUUGCCAAGAUCGGUGGCCUGCAACAGCCACUGCUGCAGAUGGCACUACACACAGUUUCCUCAGUGCCGGUGAAUACGUUGGUGCCUUGGAUGAAGAAGCCGCUGAAGAGUUGGGUCUACCAGUUCACUGUGUGGUCGGUUCAGGUGUUAUUGAUGCCUACGCCGGUUGGGUUGGUACGGUUGCAGCUCAAACCGAUGUCGAACUUCCUGAUCUCGCUGAAGCUGACAGGACAAAGAAAGGUAUCGAUAGAGCCACCGGUAGACUGGCUGCGGUCGCUGGUACUUCCACCUGCCACAUUGCUCUUUCUCGUGAUCCAGUGUUUGUGAACGGUGUCUGGGGUCCUUACAGAGACGUUAUGGCUCACGGUUUCUGGGCAGCUGAAGGUGGUCAAAGUUGUACCGGUGCUUUACUCGCUCACGUUAUGUCUACACAUCCAGCUUUCACUGAGUUAUCUCAUCUCUCUGAUGCUGCAAAUAUCUCCAAAUUCGACUAUUUGAAUUCCAGACUGGAAACUUUAGUUCAACAACGUGGUGACCGUUCAGUCGUCGCAUUGGCCAAACAUCUAUAUUUCUAUGGUGACUACCACGGUAAUAGAUCGCCAAUCGCCGAUCCUUCCAUGAGAGCAGCCAUCAUUGGUCAAUCCAUGGAUAACUCCAUCGAUGACUUGGCAAUCAUGUACUUGGGUGCAUGUGAGUUCAUCGCUCAGCAAACAAGACAAAUCGUUGAAAAGAUGUGUGACGCAGGUCACCAGAUUUCUACUAUUUUUAUGUCCGGUGGUCAAUGUAGAAAUGGUUUACUAAUGAGAUUGCUGGCAGACUGUACUGGCUUGCCAAUCAUCAUUCCAAGAUACAUUGAUGCUGCAGUGGUAUUUGGUUCGGCCCUACUGGGUGCAGUAGCCAGUGAAUCCUUCAACUCACAUCACGCCAAGUCCGAAAUUACAAGAAGAAGAAAGUCUUCCCUAACUAACUUGGACCCUUCAUCGCUACCUUCCGCGUCAGGUAAAGGACCACUGAGCCAACUAGGUAAGAUGAAGCCAGACUUACCUUCCCCAUACACAGCACCUCACGCUACGUCCAGUACCUCACAAAUCGCCGCCACAUCUGGUUCAUUCCCUUUCCCAGUAGUAGGGGAAUCUUCGGAAGCUAUUACUGAAGAGGCCAACGACAGUGAAGGACCUGUUAGCUUCAAACCAACGAGGGCUACCAGUCAAGAAGGCCUAGCCACCCGCAAUCCUCCUAACAAUGGAGACGCACUGUGGGACGUCAUGUACCAAAUGACCGGUGGUGGUAAAGUCGUCAGACCUUCCCCUGAGGAUGACCCAGAUCGUGUGCUAUUGAAUGCUAAAUACAAGAUUUUCCUCGACAUGGCGGACUCCCAAAGAAGAUACAGGGAAGCCAUUGAUAAGGUUGAAAAGGCUAUUGCCAAAUAA
Torulaspora delbrueckii is the source of this 2181-nucleotide messenger RNA. Its product is annotated as putative phosphotransferase. The coding region runs from base 1 to 2181 and encodes 726 amino acids. The transcript has a single exon. The record is from RefSeq and is a predicted model, not a curated record. NCBI's taxonomy places the organism in Eukaryota, Fungi, Ascomycota, Saccharomycetes, Saccharomycetales, Saccharomycetaceae. Gene Ontology annotation, molecular function: phosphotransferase activity, alcohol group as acceptor; kinase activity. Gene Ontology annotation, biological process: carbohydrate metabolic process.